UCAUCAAACCUUUCUAAAAGCAAACAUGGACUUCGUUAAAAUUAUUUUGUUCAUCUCUCUCAUCUAUGGCUUAUUUGCGGAACUAAAAGUACCGGCUGGAUCCUGCGUUUCCAAAAUCGUGAAUGGAAAACUUGUCCAGGUUGGAGAUUGCAAGAAAGACGAUGGCUCCGAAAUCGCCAGAUUGAUCAAGAGGAGUCGUGACGAAAAGAAAAAAGCUCAAGUUAAAUGUGACGUCACAUACAAGUCAAAGUGCUUCCGAGUAGUUGUGUAUACGGUACUGAACGUCACCGUCAACGAUGGCAAAGUCAUUUGUAAAUCAAUGAAAUACGGAAAACCCGCGAACAUAUACGAUCAGAAGCAUCUCAAGUUGUUGCUCACUUAUCUGCGCUCACUAAUUCCUGCUGGUAAGACAACGUUGAGCAUCUGGACUGGGAUGGAGUAUAAGAACAAUCAGCUUUUUCUGUCAAGUGGAGAACCAAUCACUAUAGCAACCGAAGAUUGGUUUCCUACCUAUCCGAAAUCCGAUGCAUUGAACACAAAUGUUGCUGUUCGUGUCGAUAACGAUCCAAAGAAUAAAUAUCAGAGAAUGUCCAAUACACCACCAUCCUGGACACGCAACGGUGUCAUCUGUGAGAUAUAAAACCUGACAGAACUACGUUGACGGACUGAAUGAUAUAACGACAAAGAGUUCUUACUUUUUAUUAUUGCUUAUAUUAUUCAUUUACUGUCAUUAACCGUAUAACCUAUGUUUUGAAGUGGUCGCCUUGUCUAUUAAAACUCUUGCUCAUUAAAUCAAUUUCA
Messenger RNA from Styela clava, 801 nucleotides. RefSeq lists its product as uncharacterized. NCBI's taxonomy places the organism in Eukaryota, Metazoa, Chordata, Ascidiacea, Stolidobranchia, Styelidae. The record is from RefSeq and is a predicted model, not a curated record.